UAAAACUUUUACCAAGUUGUGUUACUGUUCUUCCUCUGCCACCUUUCAGAGUACUGCUGCAACAGUAUUAGCUAAGUCUCUCCAUCAUCAAUCUUCUUCCCCUUUUAUAAAACACCUCUCACUUUUCUUCAUCUCUCUUCACUUUAUUCACAUCCUUUUUUCUAGUAAUAAUUGUUUAUUAUACUAUACUGGCUCUACCAACUAUGGAAGCUUUCAGUUUGCUCAAGUACUGGCGUGGUGGUGGCGCUGCCGGAGUUUUCUCUGACGAUGCCGCCGGUGCUAAAACUCGUUCAGCUGUUCUCACCGACGUUAGUGCUAACUCGUCGGAAUCUGACUCCGACGAUGACGGAGACGGAGAUGAUGGACCGUUUUUUGACUUGGAGUUCACUGCUCUUCCAGAAGUUGAGGAAGAAGAAGUGAAAGUUGAAGGAAAUGAUAGGUGUAAAAUUAGUUCAAAGAAGGAGGAGGAGACUGAGGAAGGAGAUGGAAGUGAGUCGGAGAAUGAAGGAGAGCUGAAAUUCACGCUUUCCCCGUCUAGUUCGAGUGUUGAUGGUACGGAUCCGAAUUUAUCACUUUCGCCGUCGGAUGAUCUUUUCUUCAAAGGAAGUUUGGUUCCAAUCGAGCCUUCAUCGCUGUUGUUAACCGCCUCGGAAGCAAACUCUAAAUUUUCUUCGUCAUUGUUGAAGUCUGCAACUAAGUUUAGAGUGUUAAUGCUGAAGCUGAAGAAGCCAAAAUCAAAUGCAGCAACAAAAACUGGAAAAUUAUCUGAAGGUGAUGGCGAUGAUGGCUCUGUUUCAGCUACUCCGAAACCACUACGGAUUAAAGUAUCAGAGGAUGAAAAAGAGGAGCGUCAGAAUCGAAGGCAGAGCAAGUUUUUAGCAGUGAAGUUUAAGGUUGAAGAAGUUCCUAUUAAGUCAUUGUUUACUAGAGAUAACAGCUCUAAAGCCAACAACAGCAGCAGCAAAAUACAGAAGCGGAAUCCGGCGGAAGCAUUUUCAACAAAUUCAGAAAAUUCUUCUUCCGAUGAGAAGAAAUUUUCUAAAGAGGUGAUGCAGAAAUACUUGAAAAAAGUAAAACCUCUGUACAUUCGCGUCUCGAAACGUUACGGCGAGAAGCUCAGAUUCUCCGGACAGUUGAGCUUAACAGGUAAUGCUGCACUUAAGCCCGGUCCUUCACCACCUCCGUCCGCAGCAGCGAAGGCAGAAGCAGCAACUGACGCUCCACAGACGGCAGAGAGGAACCAGAAGCAGGGGAAUAUCCCGUCAGGACUGCGAAUAGUUCGUAAACAUUUGGGGAAAAGCAGAUCAGCGUCGUCGGCGGUUGUUGCCGCGUCGCCGGUAACAUCUAACCGUCGAGACGACUCGUUAAUGCAGCAACAAGACGCAAUUCAAGGCGCCAUUUUACACUGCAAGAAGUCUUUCAAUUCAUCUAGAGAUUCAGAGUCAUCCAUUUUAUCACGUUCAGCAAGCGACGCUUCACAUGAAAAAUCAACGCACUUAAUAACAGAUUCAUCUGCAUUAGAAGAAGCCAUAGCGGUGAGAAAUUAGUAAUUUAAUUAAAAUUAAGAUUUUCUGCUUAAAAUCGUUAAUUAUUAUUAGUAAUAGUUAAGUUUUGGUUUUCCCUCGAUUAUAGAGAUUUCAACGGUCAUGACAAAGUAAUGAGUGGUCAAUUAUCUGUUUUCUCUCGUGCUUUGCUCUUUGUAAAUUAUUAAUUAGCACUUUAAUAUUAUAGAAUUAUACUAUUAGUUGUACUUAUAGUUAAUUAUAUAAAGUUUUAUCCUAA
Solanum tuberosum (potato) is the source of this 1782-nucleotide messenger RNA. RefSeq names its product probable membrane-associated kinase regulator 2. Bases 204 to 1547 code for a protein of 447 amino acids. NCBI's taxonomy places the organism in Eukaryota, Viridiplantae, Streptophyta, Magnoliopsida, Solanales, Solanaceae. The transcript has 2 exons. The record is from RefSeq and is a predicted model, not a curated record. Gene Ontology annotation, cellular component: plasma membrane.